Cotesia glomerata is the source of this 4071-nucleotide messenger RNA. It is a transcript of the gene FBXO11, whose product is annotated as F-box only protein 11. Bases 139 to 3003 code for a protein of 954 amino acids. NCBI's taxonomy places the organism in Eukaryota, Metazoa, Arthropoda, Insecta, Hymenoptera, Braconidae. The transcript has 8 exons. The record is from RefSeq and is a predicted model, not a curated record. Gene Ontology annotation, molecular function: zinc ion binding; protein binding. Gene Ontology annotation, biological process: regulation of apoptotic process; ubiquitin-dependent protein catabolic process; protein ubiquitination.
GUGAACACCGUCAAUGAGAAGAUGGCCGCUGUGUUCGGUGGAAGUGUCGCCAUUGUUUAGUGUUUUAAUUUGUUGUUAAUAACCGAGUGUGUGUUGAGGAUCGUUUAUUUAUUUUGGGAACUUAAACCGACGGAGAAGAUGCCGAGUGCACCGUUCAGUUCCUCACGUAAUUACGUUAGACGUUCCAGAAGGAGGACUGCCAACAGGAUUCCUCUGCCAUCAAGAACAUCAUCGGUUGAACCAUGUGAUCUUCUUUGUCCAGCGUCGAACCCAAUGCCAUUGAGCGGUGGAGGAGCCGGUGGAGCUCGUGGAUCGUCACCAAGUGUUUCAGGCGUAGCAGCCCCCUCACCCUCGCCAAACCAUUCACACUCAUCGCCGUAUGACCUGAGACGGAAAAGCCCACCACAUCCGGAUCCAGCACCAGGUUCCAGUUCGGCAUUACCUCCUCAGGGUGGGAGUAGCAUCGUUGCUGCACUUGGUUCCUUUUCUCUGCCAGCGAGAAAACGACCCAGACGAACAUGCUCACUGUCAACCGAUGGUACCAACACGAACACAGCGGCACACUAUCUCUUGUAUGAACUCCCAGACGAGGUGUUGCUGACGAUAUUCAAUUUCUUCCUGGAAAUAGACCUAUGCCGUAUGUCACAAGUUUGCAAACGUUUUCAAGCAAUCGCCAACGAUACUGAACUUUGGAAAUCACUCUAUCAGCAAGUAUAUCAAUAUGACUUGCCGCUAUUUAAUCCAGCACCCUGUAAAUUUGAAUUUGUAUCGCCGGAUGACUCUGAUUAUCCAAAUCCCUGGAAGGAAAGUUUUCGACAGCUGUAUCGAGGAGUUCACGUAAGACCUGGUUUUCAAGAUCUUAAAUUUAAGGGUAGAAAUUUGCCAUACUUUAACACUGUACAAGGAGCUCUUGAUUACGUUGAUGAGUACAGAAGUAAUAAUGGAAAUAACACGGCAAGUGGGAGCACCAGUAGCACUUCCAGUCAAAACAGUAAUGCCUCAUCUUCAACGUCAAAUAGUCAAAAUAAUGGUUGCGCUAACAUCGCUACACUAUUUCCAGAGGAUGCGCCUCAACAUAUUAUUUUCUUACACGCUGGUACAUAUCGUGGCGAGUUUCUCGUUAUUGACAGUGACGUUGCGCUUAUUGGAGCUGCUCCUGGCAAUGUUGCUGAGUCGGUAAUUCUCGAACGUGAAAGUGAAUCCACGAUGAUGUUUGUUGAGGGAGCUAAACGUGCAUACGCUGGACAUCUUACUUUAAAAUUCACACCGGAUGUAACCAGUACAGUGCCCCAUCACAAACAUUAUUGUCUUGAAAUAGGAGAAAAUUGCAGUCCUACGAUAGAUCACUGUAUAAUUCGAAGUUCCAGUGCCGUGGGUGCAGCUGUCUGUGUAUCCGGUGGCGGUGCAAAUCCAAUAGUUAAGAAUUGCGACAUUUCAGACUGUGAAAAUGUCGGGCUUUAUGUUACUGACCACGCACAAGGUACCUACGAGGAUAAUGAAAUAUCUCGGAAUGCUCUUGCCGGUAUUUGGGUAAAAAAUUACGCAAAUCCAAUAAUGCGACGGAAUCACAUACAUCACGGUCGUGAUGUUGGUAUAUUCACAUUCGAUAAUGGACUUGGUUACUUUGAGGGUAAUGACAUUCACAACAAUCGUAUUGCCGGUUUUGAAGUUAAGGCAGGCGCAAAUCCCACAGUUACCCAAUGUGAAAUUCAUCAUGGUCAAACUGGUGGUAUUUAUGUUCACGAGAAUGGUCUUGGCCAAUUUAUUGACAACAAAAUUCAUUCGAAUAAUUUUGCUGGUGUUUGGAUAACUUCUAAUUCGAAUCCAACUAUACGUCGUAAUGAAAUUUACAACGGUCAUCAAGGUGGUGUUUACAUAUUUGGUGAGGGUAGAGGUUUGAUUGAGCAUAACAAUAUUUACGGGAAUGCUCUUGCUGGUAUUCAAAUACGAACCAAUUCAGAUCCAAUUGUUAGACACAAUAAAAUUCAUCACGGUCAACACGGUGGUAUUUAUGUUCAUGAAAAAGGGCAAGGGCUUAUAGAAGAAAAUGAAGUUUAUGCAAAUACUUUGGCUGGUGUUUGGAUCACUACUGGAUCGACGCCGAUAUUAAGGAGAAAUCGAAUUCACAGCGGCAAACAAGUUGGUGUUUAUUUUUAUGAUAAUGGACAUGGGAAACUUGAAGACAAUGAUAUCUUUAAUCACCUGUACUCAGGAGUACAAAUAAGGACUGGAAGUAAUCCCGUUAUUCGAGGAAACAAGAUAUGGGGUGGCCAAAAUGGCGGUGUCCUCGUAUACAACAGUGGUCUGGGGUUACUCGAGCAGAACGAAAUAUUCGAUAACGCUAUGGCUGGCGUUUGGAUAAAGACAGACAGUAAUCCAACCCUCAAGAGGAACAAAAUAUUCGAUGGGCGGGAUGGUGGGAUAUGUAUAUUCAACGGCGGUAAAGGAAUUCUGGAGGAAAACGAUAUUUUCCGUAAUGCUCAAGCCGGAGUACUUAUAUCAACGCAAUCGUACCCAGUAUUGAGGAGAAACCGUAUAUUCGAUGGACUUGCUGCCGGUGUAGAAAUAACUAAUAAUGCAACUGCAACUUUAGAGUUUAAUCAAAUUUUUAAUAAUCGAUUUGGAGGAUUAUGUUUAGCAAGUGGAGUUCAGCCAACUUCAAGAGGUAAUAAAAUAUUCAGUAAUCAAGACGCUGUAGAAAAGGCCGUUGAAAACGGUCAAUGCUUGUAUAAAAUAUCAUCAUACACGUCGUUUCCGAUGCACGACUUCUAUCGCUGUCAAACGUGCAACACAACUGAUAGAAAUGCUAUUUGUGUCAACUGCAUAAAAACUUGUCAUGCUGGCCACGAUGUUGAGUUUAUAAGACACGAUAGAUUCUUUUGUGACUGUGGUGCAGGAACGUUAAGUAAUCAAUGCCAGCUUCAGGGUGAGCCUACGCAAGAUACUGACACGUUGUACGAUAGUGCUGCACCUAUGGAGUCGCAUACACUUAUGGUCAACUAGGAAUUAACUUAAUAAAUAAUAUUAAAAAUAAUAAUUACGGUAAUAAAUAAUUACAAGUAAAAGUAUAACAGGAAAAAAAAAAAAAAAAAAAAGAAUAAAAACAAAAAAAAAGGAAACAAAAGGAUAAACAAUCAAAUCAUCACGGAAUUGUGCGUCUUGAACGUGAUUGCAAACAACAUCACGGUAAUCAGUAACUGAAUUUUUUAUUAAGCGUAAUUUUUUUUAUUAUUUUAUGAUAUAUUAAUUAUCAUAAUAAUUAUAUAAUAAUAAUUAUAAUAAUUAAUGCGUAUCAUUAAGAUAUUUUUCAUUUUAAUUCAUCUCGAUCAUCUAUUUUUUCGUCGUUAUCGUCAUUAUAAGUAUUUUUUCAUCAUCAUUGUUAUUAUAUAUAUCAUUAAUAUUAUUAUUAUAACGUGAAGGUAGUAGUUAUUAAUAAUUAUUAUGUCAUUUGUCCCAUAUUUCAUAAUAAAUUAUGAAAAAUUGAAGAAAAAAAAAAAAAAAAAAAAAUUUUAAAAAAGUUUAAAAACUAGGCAAAAAUCUAAUUAACAAAACAAAAUAUCAAUCAUAGUGCUAUUUUAUUUCUCACUUAACAUCAAUUGUAUAAUAUUGAAUUGAAUCUCUCUCAUUAAAAUUUUUGGCACUACCCCAAUUAAGUUAAUGCGUGCCUGCGAUUUAUUUUGAAUACCGAGAGAGAAAUACACCGAGAAUGCUGAUAAUAAAUUAAUAUAAGGGAUCGAUCCCAUAGUUGUGUCGAUUUGUUUUAUAUAUGUCCAAUCGUUCUUGCGUGCUCAUGCGAUUGCGUCAGUGUCUGUGAGAACACCUAAACUAAUUUAAUUAUAAAUAAUAAUAAUAAUAAUAAUAAUAAUAAUAAUAAUAAUAAUAAUAUCAACUUGCAAUCUUUCGCGGUCGUUAUAUUGUUUUUAAUAAUUUUUUUGUUCAUUGUUUUGUUUAAAAAUGAUUAAUUAAUUAAUCAUCAAUAGUAUUUGAUGAGCUAGCAAAAACAUCGUAUUGAGCCAAUAUUAUGUAUAAAUACACUGCCACAAUUGUAAAUUGGGUAAAAGAUUUAAAGAA